Messenger RNA from Staurois parvus, 366 nucleotides. The record is from the annotation of a GenBank genome assembly. NCBI's taxonomy places the organism in Eukaryota, Metazoa, Chordata, Amphibia, Anura, Ranidae.
UCUGGUCAUCCCCUGUACUGUGUCCGCAGUCUCUGGUCAUCCCCUGUACUGUGUCCGCAGUGUCUGGUCAUCCCCUGUACUGUGUCCGCAGUGUCUGGUCAUCCCCUGUACUGUGUCCGCAGUGUCUGGUCAUCCCCUGUACUGUGUCCGCAGUUCUCUGGUCAUCUCCUGUACUGUGUCCGCAGUCUCUGGUCAUCUCCUGUACUGUGUCCGCAGUCUCUGGUCAUCUCCUGUACUGUGUCCGCAGUCUCUGGUCAUCUCCUGUACUGUGUCCGCAGUCUCUGGUCAUCUCCUGUACUGUGUCCGCAGUCUCUGGUCAUCUCCUGUACUGUGUCCACAUUUGUUCAUAGUUUUUUUUUUUUUUUU